Molecule: messenger RNA, 1161 nt
Organism: Vicia faba (fava bean)
Lineage: Eukaryota; Viridiplantae; Streptophyta; Magnoliopsida; Fabales; Fabaceae
Source: the annotation of a GenBank genome assembly
AUGGCAAUCCAUCACCACCACCACCACCAUCACCACCACAACCAAACCGUUUCAUCUCUUCUCGACGCUCUUUACUGCGAUGAAGAAAAACUCGAAGAAGAAGAAGACGUUUCAUCUCCACAGAGUGAUAUCACAACUAACAAUGAAGAACAUGUUCUAGACUUCACUUCGCUUUCUCCUCUUCUUUCCUUGGAACAAAACCUCUUCUCUCAAGAUGAAGAACUCUCCACGCUUUUCUACAAAGAAAAAACCCAACUACAAACUUACUACGAGGAUCUGAAGAAAAAUGUCGUCGAUUUUGUUUCUCUCUCUCAACCUCGUCGUGAAGCUGUUCAAUGGAUGCUUAAAGUCAAUGCUCAUUACGCCUUUUCACCUCUCACCGCAACACUCGCUGUUACAUAUUUCGACAGGUUCCUCUUAACCUUCCUUUUCCAAAAGGAUAAGCCAUGGAUGAUUCAGCUUGUUGCUGUUACUUGCAUCUCUCUAGCUGCAAAAGUUGAAGAAACUCAAGUUCCUCUCCUCCUAGACCUUCAAGUGCAAGAUACUAAAUAUGUGUUUGAAGCAAAAACUAUUCAGAGAAUGGAGCUUUUGAUUCUGUCUACACUGAAAUGGAAGAUGCAUCCAGUGACACCACACUCUUUUCUAGAUCAUAUUAUAACAAGGCUUGGUUUGAAAACUAAUCUUCAUUGGGAGUUUUUAAGACGCUGUGAAAAUCUUCUUCUAUCUGUACUUUUAGAUUCAAGAUUUGUUGGUUGUGUUCCUUCUGUGUUGGCUACUGCUACAAUGCUGCAUGUGAUAGACCAGAUUGAAGAGAGUGAUGAUAAUGGUGUGGACUACAAAAACCAGCUUCUUAAUAUUCUCAAAAUUAAUAAGGAGAAAGUGGAUGAAUGUUAUAAUGUGAUUGUUGAGGUUACUAAUGGAAGUAAUUAUGGUCAUAAACGAAAAUAUGAACAAGUUCCUGGAAGUCCAAGUGGCGUAAUUGAUGCUGUUUUUAGUUCUGAUGGUUCUAAUGAUUCAUGGAAAGUGGGUUCAUCUUCAUCGUAUUCAACCUCAGAGCCUGUUUUUAAGAAAACAAAAACUCAAGGGCAAAAUAGGAAUUUGUCACCUCUUAAUAGGGCAAUUGUUGGAAUUCUUGCCACUGCUAGUGCUACCUCUCCUUAA